AUGGGGAAUAGUUCUAGCGAGGAGACUCGCUACACUUAUGAGGAUAACACGGACGAAGAAAGGCGAAGAGCAAAGGAGACAGAGGCAAGACGGCUGGAGAAUGAACGAAAGCAAUUUGAAAAAGAAGAGAGAGAACGUAUAGAAAAAGAACAACAACAGGAGGAAGAGAGUUGCAGAGAGAAACUCGGGCGACAGCGACAAAAGGAAAGAGAGGAAGAAGAAAAGAGAAGAAAAGAGGACGAACGGAAAAGAUUGGAAUUGGAGGCCGAACUUCCCCAACUUCGGCGUCAGUUGGAAAAUUACAAAUUUGGUGACAAGAUAAAACUAGAUAGUUUCCAAGGACUGGAAACUGACGAUGUAACCCAGCUCAGGAUCGGUGUGUUUGGCUCCACGGGUUCAGGGAAGAGUUGCUUCAUCAAUACAGUUGAACGAGUGGUGAGACAAACAAACAAGGGUUCCGUCCCAGACCAGUCCAGAGGAAAUGAGGGGACCAUUGUACUCCAGGACUACCUGCCAGAGCUAUUCUUUCACUUGGUGGACACCCGAGGUUUCUUCAAGUACGACUCUGAUGAUACCAUUGAGUUUCAAAAUGUUCUGAACGGGAAAAUUCAGCCUGGUGAUAUCAUCGUUCGCCCUAAAAAAGGCCAAGUCAACAAACAAGAAAUGCAUCGAUGCCCAAACUUUGGACAGAGACUGCAUGGCGCUAUCAUUGUUGUGAAAGGCAACGACCCAAGACUGAACGAAGGGGCUUUGAGGGACUACUGGAACCCAUUUCGAAGUAUCCUGUGUAAAAGUGGUAUUGCACCCAUCACUGUAGUUACUCACUGCGACAAACUGAAAAGUGAGGAAGAGAGGGAGGAGGCUCUGGAGGCAGCAUAUAAAGCCACCAAUAGCUCGCCAAGUCAUACAUUCUUGACUUGGAACUACACAAAAGACAACACUGAACGAAACCCGGAAAUUGAGCGAAGGACAUUCGACAUCUUGCACUAUGCUCUGAUUACCGCAGAAAAAGCUGUGAAGCAAAUGAAGUCUCGGGAGAGGAACGAAAGAGAAGAUGACAUGAUGAGGGCACUGGAGGGCAUGUCAGUCAGUGGACCUGAUUCUCCCGACGCUUUAGUAGAAGUGUUCUUGCGCUUUCUCCAAAAGGAAUACAGAUGGGACACAACUAACAUUGUAAGGAUAUCGCACCAGUUAGUCAAAGAUGACGUAACAACUGUAAAUUUGCUUGCAAAGUGUUGGAGUCAUGUCCAACACUUCUUUCCCGUUGGCAUGAGCAGAAUAAUAGAGAAAGAGCUGAGAAAACGAGGAAUGCUAACUCGAACAAUUUGGCCUUCACAGGCCACCUAAGCUGAUGGCAAACUGCUCAGUUUAAACGUAUGUGUACAUUUAUAUCUGCAUAUGUAGGAAAACACCUGCUUCUUCAUAGGUUGCUUUACAAGCCAAGGAGACACAAAUGACCAGAACAGAACUAAGGAUGCUUCUCAAUGUAUAAUAAUAUAAAGAGUUAACCAACCCUAAAAGCAGAGCUCUAAUUAGUUUAUUCAAGAGAUUAUAAACAGUUUAACUUUGCUUGACCCUUUAACUCCCAUACAAUUCAUUUGAUGUUAGUUUAGAGAAUUUGGAAUUGGAUCAACCAAUAAUCCCCUAAUUGAAUUUUUCUUUAUUCUCAUUACUUGUCUGGCUGAUAUCCUACUGGUGGUGUAAGGAGAAAUUCUGUCUAGAUCACUGGUGGGACUUAAAGGGUUAACUUUGCUCCCUUCUGAUGGUAGCAAGUGUUCAGACCAACACAUCUCAGCAUUAUGACCCUCUGCAAACUUAGAUGACAGAAAAAAGGGUAGAUUUCUGAAAAUAAAACUUGUACUCAUUUAUGCAGGGUAUUAAUACUUUACUUUCUUGUUAAACAUGAUAUCAUGUUGACUUUCAUCACCAAUGUAGCAGAUUCAACAGCAGAUGUUUUCUUAGGCAAUGUACAAUAAACU
Molecule: messenger RNA, 1979 nt
Organism: Pocillopora verrucosa
Lineage: Eukaryota; Metazoa; Cnidaria; Anthozoa; Scleractinia; Pocilloporidae
Source: RefSeq, a predicted model, not a curated record